UUCACUGCUGAUUGAAAAUCAUGAAGCUAAUUCUUCAGCUUCUUGUUGCAAUUUCAAUCAGCUCGUCAGUGGGUGCAACAGGUGGUCUGAAUUUCACGAAAGCACCACCGAUCAAGCUGGAUGGAGCCGUCAAGUUUAACGAGAAAAACGAGACGGUGACGCACAAUGGAGUUUCCUACGCGAGAGGCGAAUUCUUCAAGGACGGAGUCGACUACUACGCAAUUCCUUGUAACACCAACGCCUGCAUUCGACAGUGCUCCAAAGCCUUCGCUGCGAGGCAAAAUGUAACGUUGUUGACGGACGAUAGAAGUGCGUUGAUUAAUGUCAGCCAUGAGGAAAAACUGUACUCCGUGCGUCUGCACGACCAUUUUCACGUCCUGAACGAGACUGAAUGUGAAAACGAGCACGAAUUUGAGACCGAAGGCAUGAUACAUCUGGCCAACGGCUCGCUUUCGGUAAUGGAUCUGGAUGAAAAUGACAACAUAAUGUCCAUUAUUUUCCACAAACACGAAUAUUGCGUUCUUGCUGAUGAAGAGGGCAAUAUUAAAACCUGGAUUUGCGAUGUCGAAACAGAAGUAGAGAUCGAAAUGACCGAAACCUCUAAUAGCACCAAGUACAUGGUUUAUCCGGUUUUCAUGAUUAUUUCGAUCGUUUGCUUGCUGCUGACGCUGCUCGCGUUCGUCUUCACACCCGAUAUGCGGAAUCUGCACGGAAAGAGCAUCGCGUGCCAGUCGUUCACCCUGAUGAUGGCCUACAUCGGUCUCACCGUCGUGCAGACGUGUGGGAGUAUAAUGCACGGAACUACCACUUGCAAAAUUUUUGCGUAUAUGUCUUAUGGAUUUAUUUUGAGCUUCUUUUUCUGGUUGAACACUAUGUGUUUUGACAUUUUUUGGACGUUCAGUGAUUUCAAAAAGCUGCUUCAGACGUCGAAAAAGAAGUUUCGGAUGUACGCCGUUUAUUCCACGCUCAGUCCGCUGCUCAUUGUUUUGACCACUUUCACUCUCGACUCUGCUCUGGACACAAAUUCGUCUUAUUGGCCGGGAAUAGGGCAACACAGUUGCUGGUUUAAAGACCGUAAAUCGGAAUUCGUGUACUUGCACGUUCACCUGCUCCUCUUGCUGAUUGCUAACACGAUUUUCUUCAUUCUGGCCUUCGUGAAAAUCACCCGGAUGAAUCGAGAGAGGCGAUGCCUGAAGAGAGGCGACAGCAAGAUCCACGGUGGAGCUGGAAGCUCUGCUUACUCGGACCGUCAACGGUUUGCUUUGAACGCCAAACUUUUCAUCCUGAUGGGCGGAACCUGGGUGAUGGAGCUCAUUUCCUGGGCGAUGGGUGGAAAACCAAUGUGGUUUUGGAUGCCGUUUGACAUCAUCAAUAGCUCCAGAGGCGCCAUCAUCUUCAUCCUGUGCGUUGUGCUGAAUCGGAAAGUGCGCACUCCCCUCCUCGCGCGCUUUUUGCCGAGUUUCCAGCCCGACCGGUGUGCAAAUGGCUCUCGAUACUGCACCUCUAAGGUUUCCGAGGUGUCCCACUCGCACGAUGCUGGUGUCACGACUCAACAAAACGAGAAAAUCGAAUCAGUUUUGUAAAACUGGGUCUUUCACUAUAGUAAAGGAAAUAUUGAAGUUUUCACACCAAAUUAUCUGAACUUGUAAAUUAGUCGAAUAUUUUAUAUUUAAAUACUAUUAUAGAUAUUCAAUUGUAGAAAGAGAAAAACCUUUUUCCAUUCUGCGGAAUUUAAUGUUAAACAUUUGAAUAAAUACAAAUAAAAUAGCCAUGCUAGAAUUGCCAUAUUGCUAUUCAAUUGUGGCUUUUGUUAUUUGUUUUUUUUUUUAAAUUAAUUUUAACACAACACAGCGGUUGCAAUUUCCGGAAACAAAUGUUUACGGUACAAAAAUCCAAUAUAAUAUAGACACGCGCACGUUGCGCCAGUUGCAUAGAUGCCAACAUUGCAGGCGCUCACGUCCCCGCUCAAAUAUAUUAAAUAUAUUAUUUGCUUUGCUUAAAAAUGCUGCUCAA
This is a messenger RNA of Cloeon dipterum, 2013 nucleotides long. RefSeq names its product G-protein coupled receptor Mth2-like. The coding region runs from base 21 to 1583 and encodes 520 amino acids. Gene Ontology annotation, biological process: G protein-coupled receptor signaling pathway; cell surface receptor signaling pathway. The record is from RefSeq and is a predicted model, not a curated record. Gene Ontology annotation, molecular function: G protein-coupled receptor activity. Lineage: Eukaryota; Metazoa; Arthropoda; Insecta; Ephemeroptera; Baetidae. The transcript is spliced from 7 exons. Gene Ontology annotation, cellular component: membrane.